Mercurialis annua (annual mercury) is the source of this 701-nucleotide messenger RNA. RefSeq lists its product as uncharacterized. The record is from RefSeq and is a predicted model, not a curated record. The transcript has 2 exons. Bases 20 to 334 code for a protein of 104 amino acids. NCBI's taxonomy places the organism in Eukaryota, Viridiplantae, Streptophyta, Magnoliopsida, Malpighiales, Euphorbiaceae.
UAAGGAGGACAAAGAGUCCAUGGAUCGUGACCAUGGCGAUGGUCUUGCUGAGUUCGCCUGUCUUGGCGGUUUUUCGGUGGUUCAAUCCAUCGUUGUUCUAGAGCGUCGUCGUAGGGAUGCGGUGGAUCAACUGAAGAAACUUCAGAAGGAUUCCGAAUCAUGGCUGUCCGAGAAACGGAAGAUGGAGGAGGAAGCUGGUGAAGCGACGGGUCUGAUCCAGCAGCUGCGCUCAUCCGCUGCUGCCAAGGGUCGAGAGAUCUCUGCUUUAGAGGCUCCGGUUCAGAAUUUGUCUGAUGAGAUCCAGUCUCUAAAGUCUUCUCAGAUAUUCUUGUGAAGGAGAGGGAUGAUCUGAAAAAAGAGGAGGAGCGUCUCCACCGGCGUCUAGGCGACUCUGGGAGCUUUUAUUCCCAAGUCAUGACUCAGUACCAAUUGGCAAUUGGGGCUAAGCUGCUCGAGCAGAAUCCUGGCAUCGAUUUUUCUGGGGUUAAUCAACUGGAUCCUACCUCCUUGGCGAAAGAGGUGAAGGCGAAGCUAGAUAAGCAGAAGCAAGAUGCUUUUUAAAAAGUUUAGCUUUAAUCUUUUUGUUUUGAUUUUUGUAUUGGAUCGAGGCUGAUCCUUUGUAACCUUUUAUGAUUAAUGUAUAAAUGAUCUUUUUUGACCAUUGAUCUUCUUUCUUUAUUUAUUUCCAGAGUUAAUCUAAA